AUGAACUAUCAGACCAACGGUCAAAUCAUGGACCUCUACCGCGGCUGGUUCAGCCAAAACGGCGGCUGUGGUUACGUGCUGAAGCCCCGCUUCCUGCGGGAAAAGUACGCCAACUUUAAUGCCCGUCGGAAGGAGUUGAUGCCUGGCGUCGACCCGGUCAAUCUCCGGAUCAAAAUCAUCAGCGGCCAGCAGCUGCCCCGCCCUCGAGGCGCCUCCCUCAAGGCCACGGCCAUUGACCCGUAUGUGACGGUGCAGGUGUUGGGAGUUCCCGCAGACUGCGCCGAGGCCCGCACCCGUACCGUCUCCUCCGACGGCCACGACCCGAUCUUCGAUGAGAGCUUCGAGUUUAACGUGGCCGUGCCGGAGUUGGCCCUGGUCCGCUUCCUCGUCCUCGACGACGACUUUAUCAACGACGACUUUAUCGGCCAGCUGACGGUUCCCGUGAGCUGCCUGACUGCAGGAUUUAAACAUGUUCGACUGUUGAAUCUUCACGGCGACCCUCUCAGUCCGCAGGCGAACCUCUUUGUGAAGAUUAGCAUUACCAAUCGAUACGGCUCAAAGCAAAAACUUCGCCGAAAGCGAAGCUGGAGCGCCAAGCACGGCUCCGGUUCGAGCUCGUAUUUCGAAUCGGCGGCGAGCAUGAAAUCAGUGGGCGUGAAGGCGAUUGACGAACAGCUGAAGGUCGCCUUUGGAAUGGUCCACGAACUGGCCGGCAUGAGAAAGGCGGUGGAAAAGGCGAUCCUCGAAUUGGCAGACGAGUGUUCGCUGCCGGAGAGUGCCAAUAUGGCGCAAUGUUUGCGGAUUAUCACCCUCCGAUUGGCUUCCUGUGCUACUGUCACAAACUUCAAGGUUGUGAGGAGUUUGGGAAGUUUUGGAGGUUCUGGAGGAGGAGGAAUUGGAGGCUAUCCUCACCUGAAGGUGGUCGGCGAGCUGACGCCGAAGCUGCAGCGGACGAUGGUGACGCUGGAUCGGGCGUUGGCGGAGUUUUGCGCCGUCUGCACGGCCGCCAAUGACCUGGCUGGUUCGCUCGCCGAAAUUUACCGCCAGUUCUCCAGUCUCAGCUAUGAGAGCUCCUCGGGCAAGGAAAGCAGUGGGGGCAGCUUUGUGCUGAGUUCCUCCUCAUCAAAGCCUGAAGCGACGAGCUCUUCAGCUUCAACCUCCUCUUCGAAUAUGAUCACCAGCCUGUUGGAUAACCUCCGUUCGACGAGUCCGAAGUUUAGCUCGGCCGGCUCUUCAGGAAUCUCGGCUGAAAAGUUGAGCAAUUCUGAUUCAGGAGUAGGAGGAGGCGGAAAUCGAUCCGGCUAUGCGAGCUGUGAAGAGGAACAACAACAUAGUACCGGAAGUUCUGAGCAGCAGCAGCAGCAGCAUUCCAAUUCUGGAAAAAUUGGCAUCAAGUUUCCCUUUACCUCCAGUUCAAGUACUGGUAAUCCUUCCUCCUCUACGUCCUCUUCAGUUAGUGGAGGAGUUUCGGAGGUUAAGAAACAUUCAGGAGGUGGUGGUGGUGGUGAUCACUCGAGCACCUCCAACUCGCCGAUGGGCAGCUUCAAGGCGACCUCUUCGAAGAAGGGCGAAAAGGUGCUGGACAUUCUCAGCUGGGACCUGGCGCUGAUUAAGGCGGAGCUGGAGGCGUUGAGAGCACUGCAGGCGGAUUGCAGAGGAGCUUUUGCUCAGAUCAACCGCAUCGCCGACUCGCUGGAGCGAGUCUGGGCCCGAGAGCACAAGUUGAACCUUCGGUCAAACUCUCAUGCGAUUCGAGAGCUCUCCAACGCGCCCUUUAUGCAAUCGGGCACUUCCGGUUAUCAAAGUUUGCAGGCGGCUUCAGAAGGUUCCGGAGGCGGACUGUCGCCGGUUUCAUCUGCCAACGAUUCGGCUGCCUUGGCUGGAAACGCCUCACUUUCUUCAGCCUCCUCAGCUUCUUCAGCAACUUCGACGACGCUAAACCUGCUCGAUGCGACGAUGAACACCAACCUCAAUAAUGCCAGCAACUACUCCUCUUCAAACUCCACCGCGCCGCUUUCGCCCGCUUUUGGAGGUGGUGGUGGAGGUGAACUUCGAAGUAUCCUCAAGAAGUCCACCUCGCCGACGCCCAAUUCCAAUGCUAACAGUAAUGGUCGACAGAAGGAGCAUUAUCUCGGAGAGUACUACCACCAAUCGGCGGUGCAGCAGAUUGCCGCCGAACUUUCGGCGACGCCGCUUGGAGGAGGUGGAGGUGGAGGUCAAAGUUCGACUUCAACUUCGAACACAUCGAACACCACCACAACCCACGCCCAGCCCGGCCAGUACCAGCAGUUUCACAGUGAUCUCAACAAGAGCCUCGAGGAGAAGCUGCGCAUCGGUCAGUGA
This is a messenger RNA of Rhagoletis zephyria (snowberry fruit fly), 2343 nucleotides long. The record is from RefSeq and is a predicted model, not a curated record. Lineage: Eukaryota; Metazoa; Arthropoda; Insecta; Diptera; Tephritidae.